AACCCAUCGCGGACAAAAUUUCCUCCUACACGUCACGUCUGCAACGUUGCAGGAACGUCGUAAUUUUUUUCACCAAGCUAACGUCACGUUCCUGGAACGUAUCUGACGCAUUUAUUUGUCUAUUAUUCUCAACAGCUGUAUUCACGAUCGCAACCGCAUUUUUUGAAUUUCAGAAACAAAAAAAAAUUAUUCGCGUGCGUCUGGAUUCCAGUAGGCGUGGUCCUAGUAAAUUCCACCCUUCAGGGGAGGGAGGGGAGGUAGCAGCGCUAGUAUUUUUUUAUUUAUUUAUUUUAUAUUUGACGUGCGCUGAUUUAUACCUGUUGAGAAAUUGGACGACGUGUUUUUUUUUAAAAAAAGGGACCGCGUGGUUUUGGUUUCUGAUACCGCGACGCUCGCUGUAAGCGAGAUUUUACUUUGAAAAUGUGGUUUUUCGGUGACGUUGCGUCCACCCCCCCCCCCCCCCCCCCCCCUGCCUGGUGAGAUCAAUACCGAAGCUUCCUUCCCUUUCCGCAUGGAGAUGAAAACCCGAGGGAGAAUCGACCUCGUUGGAAGAGCUAAAUGUACGUCGGAUGCGCCGGAGAAAAGGGGGGGGGGGGGGAAAGGUUAAAUUAGCACGUCCUUGUGAUUCAUGGCGCGCUGUCUUUGAGAUUUUUUUUUUAAUUGAGAUAUUUAUUUGUUGCUCGUAAUGACAUUCGUAAACAAGUGUUGGCGUGCCUGUAAAAUCAAUCGCUGUGCGCAGCAGCGACGGCGGGGUCCCUAGCCUGUCUUUCCCCCCACUCCACGCGCACUUGCCCCUACCCGGCGUCUGCCGCCCCUCUUUUUCCCCUCCGCUUCCCCCUCCAGCUCUCACCAUCUCUGAAAGCGACGUGCCCGGCUGCUCGGGACGGUUGGGGUUUGAACGUGUGUGUGUGUGUGUGUGUGUUUGUGUGAGCGCUCACGCGCGCCUGUGUGUGUAUGUGUGUGUUUCCUAGCCAGGCCUGCGCAUGCGCAGACGGGAGCGACGAGCUUCCCUUUUCGACUCGCCCGCCCCGCCGUAGUCGCCAGAAACGAGCUGGCGAUACGAGAGUUCGGGAGACGCAGCGAAGCGGGCCGACAGAAGGAAGGCCGGUAAAAAAAAAAAGAAAAGAAUUUAAAAAAAAAACAAAACCGAAACCCGCGGAAGGAAAGCCGUGAAGUCUUCGCGUGCCGCGCGCGCGUGUGUGUGUUUGUGUGUCGCGAGUGUGUGCCUAGAUCGGCUUGUGAAUAAAUUUCAAAAACGUUCUUUUUUUGAAUCCAGUGUAUGUCGCGUCGGUUAUUAUUUUCGUUUCGGUCGUCAGGCCGGGAUUAGGAGAUUCCACCCGAGCAUUGUGUAUGGCGUGUGAGCAAGAGUUUUAAAAAAGAAACGGGAGCGGGCGUUGUUGUACAAAGAAGGUGACCGCGCCAGGGGGUGGGCGGGGGAAGAAGAGGGUGUUCGGGCAUUUCGCGAUCCCCGAAACACGGAGAAACAAGCCGCCGCCACGUUCGUGAAGGAAGUCGGGCGCAGGAUGGGCUGCGGGCAGUCGGCCGAGGAGCGCGCAGCCCAGCUGCGCAGCAGGCAGAUCGAGAAGAACCUCAAGGAGGACAAAAUGCAGGCGGCCAAAGACAUCAAGCUGCUGUUGCUGGGUGCGGGGGAGUCGGGGAAGAGCACAAUAGUGAAACAAAUGAAGAUCAUCCACGAGAGCGGCUUCACGUCUGAAGACUUCAAGCAGUACCGGCCGGUGGUGUACAGCAACACGAUCCAGUCGCUCGUCGCCAUACUCCGGGCCAUGCCGAACCUCGGCAUCAGCUUCAGCAACAACGAGAGGGAGACUGACGCCAAGAUGGUGUUCGACGUGAUCCAGAGGAUGGAGGACACGGAACCGUUCUCCGAGGAGCUGCUGGCGGCGAUGAAGCGGCUGUGGGCGGACUCGGGUGUGCAGGAGUGCUUCGGCAGGUCCAACGAGUACCAGCUCAACGACUCGGCGAAAUACUUCCUGGACGACCUGGACCGGCUGGGCGCCAAGGACUACCAGCCCACGGAGCAGGACAUCCUGCGGACGAGGGUGAAGACGACGGGCAUCGUCGAGGUGCACUUCUCCUUCAAGAACCUCAACUUCAAGUUGUUCGACGUGGGUGGUCAGAGGUCGGAGCGGAAGAAGUGGAUCCACUGCUUCGAGGACGUGACGGCGAUCAUCUUCUGCGUGGCCAUGUCGGAGUACGACCAGGUGCUGCACGAGGACGAGACCACGAACCGGAUGCAGGAAAGCUUAAAGCUGUUUGAUUCUAUUUGCAACAACAAGUGGUUCACAGACACUUCCAUCAUUUUGUUCCUUAACAAGAAGGAUCUGUUCGAGGAGAAAAUCAAGAAGUCUCCGUUGACGAUAUGUUUUCCUGAGUAUGCUGGGGCGCAGGAGUAUGGGGAGGCGGCGUCCUACAUCCAAGUACAGUUUGAGGCCAAGAACAAGUCUACUACCAAAGAAAUCUACUGCCACAUGACUUGUGCGACCGACACCAACAACAUCCAGUUUGUGUUCGACGCGGUCACCGACGUCAUCAUCGCCAACAACCUGCGCGGCUGUGGAUUGUACUAAAGCGCGAUGCGCGACGCGCGACGGGCGCUUCUUUCCCAGGACAGUUCGGCAUCUGGCUCCCGCCAGGGAUGCGCGCAUGAUGAAACUGUCAUUCAGGCACUAUGCAGAAACAAGUUUUGGCUCUUGUAAAUUGUUACGGAAUUAUUUAUUUCAUGGCUGCAAGAUUUCAUUUUCCAUUCUCUUCUUGCACCUAACAUGGUCUAAACAAACAAAAAAAAAAGAAAAAAAAGAAA
Molecule: messenger RNA, 2821 nt
Organism: Bacillus rossius redtenbacheri
Lineage: Eukaryota; Metazoa; Arthropoda; Insecta; Phasmatodea; Bacillidae
Gene: Galphao
Product: guanine nucleotide-binding protein G(o) subunit alpha
Exons: 8
Coding region: 1524-2588 (354 amino acids)
Biological process (GO): adenylate cyclase-modulating G protein-coupled receptor signaling pathway
Cellular component (GO): heterotrimeric G-protein complex
Molecular function (GO): GTPase activity; G-protein beta/gamma-subunit complex binding; GTP binding
Source: RefSeq, a predicted model, not a curated record